UCAAAAUCGUCUCCACCUAUCAAUUCACGAAGAAACGGCUUGGAGAGCCAAUACGCACAGGCUGAGAUCGAAAUCUUGCGAAUCCUUGAAUAAAGGAAACUACUUUGCAGAAACAGGUCGUGGUUUGCCUUUACAGAACCAUGUCCGAGUUCCGCUGCAGGCUUCGGUUGCUCGGCGGCUUUCUGACCGGGAGUCGGAAAAGAGGAGUCAAGGUGGCGACAACGGAAACGGCACUACCCCACCUUUGCCACCACGGCGGACCCCGUCUCCGCGGCCUUCAGGAGCCAGUGGAGUUGUGCAACAAAGUGGUGCCAGUGUGCGCACGCCUAUGAUGUUGGGGACAGGUGGCCAACACCUCUCUGACCAGGGAGCUACAGGUGCAGUCACACCAUCAGUGCAAUCUUCCUCAGCCGCUGCUGCCAGUGGUGCGGGCGCAUUGCCUCUAGUCCAAUUUUUCGGACGCCCUAGUAGUUCGUCUCAAUCCGCUCAUCUCUGUCCUGCAUGCCGGAAUGUAGAGGAAGCUGUAGCUAAACGUACCGUGUUACGAGGGCGCAGACAGGCUGCCGCGCGUGAGGCAGCUCAGCGAAUAGCGGAGCUGGAGUUGCAGCAUUUGCAGCUUGUCAGGGCGUUUAGAUACGGAGGGCUGGAACAAGUUGGGCGAAUGGGUAAUAUCCUCAAGAGUCACCAGAUGCUGCGACAGGCACGCCGAGAUGCUGAACAGGAAGAACGAGUUUCACGGGAUGAAGAAGCCGCGUUAAGUGCUUUUAUUGAUAAGAGCUCCGACAGACAGGAAGCGGAAGAACGGGUGGCUGGGGAAGUGCUCCGUCAGCGCCUGCAAAAUCAGCUAGCAAAUUAUGCUGUGUUGCGGAUCGAGGCGGCAAUAGAACGGCAACGUCAAAUGGUACAGCUCCAGAGGCAGCUCGUAGACGUACUGGCCCAGAGACUAGGCGCAGAAAACCAGGAGGAACGUGCUCUGCUGGAUGCUGAAGCAGACAGAAUCCUACAGGAAAUCGAACAUGCUGCGGAUCCUGCGAGGAAUCCGCAACGUGGCCGUAGAAAGCCAGCGUGAUGUAGACGGGGUCACGUACUUUAAGUGCGUCAAGCACAGUUAUCCGAAGAAAAACGUGCACUCUGGACGCGGAACGGUGAUAUAAGAGGCUUGAAGUAGGUAGGGAUAAUACCACGUUCUUAACUGUGUCACUCACGUUACGAACAUCAAAAUACCUUGCCUAGAUCUGAGACGAAUGACAGCAGAGGCGAGGAUAGCAGGAGCCCGCUUUAUCCUGCAUGAUUCCUUUCAUACUGUAUCGCUCUUUCUAUUCGACAUCGGCAACCGGUGGCGACACUCUGUGAAGGUGCUUUUCUGUCAACUUGAUACGAAAGCCCGUUUCCCUGUGAGUGCUGUGGGACACGUUUUGCCGUAUCAAGAGACAACCCCAACUAAACGUCACGUGGGAAUGCAGCACAUACGCCAGUUACCCUUUUCUUAGCAAGAGGUCGAUGAAGAAACCAAAACCGCUUUUACAGCAUAUUUGACAUAGUCAAUCGAGGGGCAAACGAAACAUUGAAGAGUGCCAGUAUCGUUUUGAAAGUCUACAUUCGAUUGGCGGCCAACACCCACCCCCAAGCGUAUCUAAUUGAUAGUGCGGUUUCCGAUGCCUCUAUUGAACAACUGAGUUGCCGGACAAGUGGCCAGCUGUGUUGGCAGACAGAGUGGUGAACAAAUCUGUAUUCAGAAACUUCUGAAUGGCUGUAGUCGUCAAAA
Molecule: messenger RNA, 1765 nt
Organism: Toxoplasma gondii ME49
Lineage: Eukaryota; Apicomplexa; Conoidasida; Eucoccidiorida; Sarcocystidae
Exons: 1
Coding region: 329-1069 (246 amino acids)
Source: RefSeq, a predicted model, not a curated record